Messenger RNA from Prorocentrum cordatum, 1213 nucleotides. NCBI's taxonomy places the organism in Eukaryota, Dinophyceae, Prorocentrales, Prorocentraceae. The record is from the annotation of a GenBank genome assembly.
AUGGAGUCUGCAGAGCAGAAGUUGACGGCUGUCCUCGGGGCUGUAUCCAAGCUGGGGGCCAGGCGUGCCCUUAGCGAGUGGUUGCUCCAGAAGGCGGUCGCGGAGGCUGCUCGGGCGGCCGUGUCGGACCCUGCUGGGUCCCGCCAGAGCCAAGACCAGCUCACGACAUUUGAGGGCAUUUUGGGAGCUGGACGCAAGGCCACGUCCGAAGAGGUGCGGAAGGCGCUCCUCAGCAGCGGCUUGGACAGCGGGCGCGAGCUGGCCAAGAGAUGGGUCACGGCCCACCCGGACCCGCACUUGGCGUACGAGAUCCUUGAAGCGUUGGACGCCGUCGCCGGCGCCGAGACGGUCGUAGAUGGUGGCAGCGGCGGCGAAUCCAGCGACGACGUGCCGAGCUUGCCGCAGGAGCGGCUGGCGCAGACGGCGGUCAAGGCCGAGGCGAGCCAGGAGAAGCUCGACGAAAAGGCCAACGUGUCGGCACUCCUCGCCGGAAAAUGCCUGGAGCUCCAGGAGGCUCACCAGCGCUACCAGCAGCUGCUGGUGGACACGGACGCGGCGCGGCACUCGCUGCAGCUGCAGGUUCAGGAGUCAGAGGCCAAAGCAAUGGAAGCCCAAGAGGCUCUCGUGCAGAGGCUCGAGCAGGCGAAGAUGCAGGAGAAGGCGAUGGAGGCCAGGUGCUGCGGGCUCGACGCUGAGCUGCGGGAGGCGUUGCAACUCGUGGCGGAGCUGCAGUCCGAGCUGGAGCCCAAGGUCGACGCCAAGUUCGGCCAUGAGGGCGACCAGGACCUGGCGCGGGCCGCUGGCGGCAGGGUGCAGCCAGAGAAGGCCGAGCACGCCGACAAGGGGCUCGAGGAGCACACUUGCCUGAGUGUGUAUGAGGCUGCUGGCCACGCUUCGGCCGAGGCCAUGCCUUCGGCAGAUCCCAGCGUGCAGCUGCCCACCUCGCCCCUCAACGUGUUCCUUUCCGCAGAUGUGGGCAGUAUCCUCAGGGCGCUGUGUGAUGAGGAGCCCAUUGACAUAGAGAAAACAUGUGAUUUUCUCAACCAGGGCAUCUUCGCGCCCAAGCCUACCGAUGACGAUGCCAUUGGGACUCUGAUCGCCAUGGAGAGUGCCUGCCCUGUUGCUGCCGCUAACGUGCUCGCCGACGUAGUCCGUGGCUUUGACACGAUCUGCAACCACAUCGAGUACAUCAAGAGUGCAGCUCGCGCGGCAG